CAACAAUCGUUUGGACGCCAGACCAAGAUGAGCAAAGAGAGGCGCAGCGACGUGAAUGAGUUGAGGCAACUCAUCCGGUCUCCCGAGGUCCAGAAGGACCCGACCAAGUACCGGGAGGCCGUGGAAAAAGUCAUCUUGUACAUGACCCUUGGCGUGGACGUCUCCAGGCUCUUCAGCGAGAUUGUUCUGGCCAGUGCCACGCGCGACCUGGUGCAGAAGAAGCUGGUGUACCUGUACCUGUGCAACUAUGCAGAAUCAAACACAGACCUUGCCCUGCUCACCGUCAACACCUUGCAAAAGGAUUGUCGUGACACCAACCCCGUCAUCCGCGGCCUUGCCCUUCGUUCCAUGUGCAACCUGAGGGUGCCGAAUCUGGUUGAGUAUCUCAUCUCCCCGCUGCGGGACGGCCUGUCGGACUCGUCUGCGUAUGUGCGCAAGACCGCCAUCAUGGGCUGCGUCAAGCUUUUCUACCUCGACGAAAACGCCGUCGAUGACAACAGCAUUCCGGAUGCGUUGUACAGCAUGCUCUCCGACCGCGACCCGCAGGUCGUUGCAAACGCCGUCAUCGCCCUCGAAGAGGGCGCGUGUCGGUUUUUCCUGCGCCUGACGGACAAGUUUGAGGACAUGCACGAUGACAUUUACGACCGGCUCAAGGUUCCGCUGAUCACGCUCAUGUCGUCAUCGGCGUCAGAGCUGUCUUACACCGUGCUCCACCACAUCCACCUCCUCAUUAAGCGCCGCCCACACAUCUUCGCGAACGACUACAAGGCGCUGUUCUCGCGGUUCACGGAUCCGGCGUACGUGAAGGCGAAGAAGUUGUCCAUCCUGACGGACAUUGCGGACGAGAGCAACGUCGAAAAGAUUGUGGAGGAGCUCGCAGCGUGCGUCACAGACAUUGACGUGGACAUGGCAAGGCGUGCUGUUCGUUCUGUGGGCAAAAUCGCCAUCAAGCUCCCCGCCGCCAUUGCCAACAUCCUCAAGGCCCUGCUGGCGUUCCUUGAGCUGCGGUCCCCGUAUCUCACUGCAGAGACGCUCGUCGUCAUGCGCGACAUUCUCCGCAGGUACCCCGGGGAGGCUGACGGGCUUGUGCCCCAGCUGUACGACCUCGUUGAUCUUGCCACGCUUGACGACGAGCCCGAGGCGCGGGCGGCGCUGGUGUGGCUCCUCGGCGAAUUUGGCCAGCUGCUGGAGGAGGGGCCGUAUGUCCUCGAAUCGUUUAUCGACGACGUCAACAGCGAGAAGUCGCCAACCGUCCGACUCCAGCUGCUGACGUCUGCUGUGAAGCUGUUCUUCAAGCGGCCACCUGAGAUGCAGAAGAUGCUUGGGCGGCUGUUUGACUCGAUCAUCUCCGAUGAGAUGCACCAGGACGUGCAUGACCGCGCCCUCCUCUACUACCGCCUCCUCAAGACAAACUACGCCGAGGCCCAGCGGGUGAUUGCGGGGACGCAGCAGACGGUGCAGGAGUUUGUGCUGUUUGAGCCCGAGAGCAACGAGGAGGUCUUCCGCGAGUUCAACUCCCUCUCCGUCAUGUACAGCCAACCGCGCACGCUCGCGCUUCCCGUCUACGCCAUUUGGGGUGGCCUCAUGUACAUUCUCCUCUCAGGCGAGUUUGUCACUGCCGAGCAGCACGCCAUGUUGCAGACCCUGUGCAUUCCCGUUGCCGCGUUCAGCCGCGUGACCCAGAUUGCCACCAUCAUGCGCAACAAGUGCACGGGCCAGCUCUCUGUCAUCACCACGGGCCUCAACUUUGCCGGCGCUGCAGCCCGCGUCCUGACCACCCUCAAGGAGGUUGACGACCUUGUUACCUUGGCCAACUAUCACGCCAAGAAGCUCAAGGAGAAGAAGACCAAGUAG
Messenger RNA from Salpingoeca rosetta, 1854 nucleotides. RefSeq lists its product as uncharacterized. The record is from RefSeq and is a predicted model, not a curated record. Gene Ontology annotation, cellular component: membrane coat. Gene Ontology annotation, biological process: intracellular protein transport; vesicle-mediated transport. NCBI's taxonomy places the organism in Eukaryota, Choanoflagellata, Craspedida, Salpingoecidae. The transcript is spliced from 17 exons. The coding region runs from base 28 to 1854 and encodes 608 amino acids. Gene Ontology annotation, molecular function: clathrin binding.